AUGGAGCCUCCUCCGCAACGGCGAAUUGCACGAUCGCCAGUACCUCCUACUUCUUCCACGUCGCCGAACGCAUCACGCUCAGGCUCGAAGCAGAGCCAUCGACCAGGCUCGAGUGGUAGUGACACUUCCGGUUCGUCCAGUCUCUCCGUCGUCAAGCGCUCUCCGUACAAUCAACAACUCCCCACGUUCGUGUCGCAUGCCAACGCCAGUAAUGCCUCACUGGCGUCUCAUACUCGGCCAUCGGCACAGUACAUGCCCCGAGAUGGCGCUGCAAAGCACAACCUCGGACCCCCUCCAGAGCACCUACAGAAGCACCGUCCUCGACAACAUUCGCAAGGCUAUUUCGAACCCUCUAUGCCCUCCGCCUCACUCGCAAGCCAGUCCCAGCUCCACGACCAACCCGGCAUGCCGGCCCUCAACCCCUCUCAGAUUGCUGCACAGGCCGCGAUGCAACACCUCAAUGUGACGAACCAUUCACGCAAGAGAUCGCAGACAGUGCCUUUUCCGCAGGAGCAGAAUCAGCAGGAAGGCCGACGCAAUAGUAGAGGGUCGGCUGGGUCCCACGAAAGUCAACCUCCUGCGCCCGCACCGGAGCAGCAGUAUCGCAAUGGGUUGAUAGGCACCAAUGCGGCCGCGACAGCAGCGAGCGUCGUCUUUCCCAAGAACUUCGCAUCAGCUAGUACGACGUCCUUAGUGGAAGAGGAAAAGUCAAAGAAGGGUUUGAAGCGAUUCAGGCCAAAGCACAUGGUGCUUUCGAGGGACAAGGACAAGGAGCCGAAGGACAAGCCUCUUCCCUCGCCAAACAGACUCGCACCUAGUGGCUUGUCCAAGGUCAUGAACGCAUCAACUGCGAGUCUGGCGGAGUCGUUGUCGUCCAACAACUCCUCCUUGUAUCAACUUGCCAACCCCUCGUCAGCUACCGUUGUACCUAUGCUUGACCAGAGAGAACAGAAGGACAAGCACAAACACCACGGGUUUCGUCAGAAGCUGAAGCUGAAGGACAAGGACGACACAUAUGCUCUCCCUUUAUCGUCGGCGAAUUCAAAUUCGAGGCCCGUGGACAUCAACAACCCCCAGUCGCUGUAUUCUUUUGCCCCUCCGUCACCCAACCCGACUUCGAACUUUGCGAAAUCUGUGUCUGGUCUGGACCUUCGUCAUGGAGGUCGUGCGCUUAGGGAGAAGAAGAAGGAAGAGAAGGCUCAGCAAGCAGCCUUUGCUAAUCUCGAGCCUGUCUAUAGCCGUGGAGAAAGCGAUACUUCCGAAUGGCCGUCAUUGGGGACGAGCUUCACCAAUCAAUCCGUCAGCAAUUUCAACACCUAUAGCGAAGUCAAAGAAGCCGGUGCAAAUUUUGGCCUCUCAAAUAUGUCCGCCGAUGACGCCUGGGAUCUGCUCAGGGCGAAAAUCCUGGUGGCUUUUGAAGGCGAGGAUGUUCGGAUUGCCGUGGAAGACUUGAACAAGCUUGUUACAAUUCAUGUGCAGAGAUGCGUGCAGAAGAAGGACCCGAGCAUUAUCAUCGGGGACCUGGAAGAUUUGCUGAAGACUGGUUUUCUCAGCCUCAACCACACAUUGCGAGGCGUCAGCGACAACGGCCUGGUGCCGCGUCUCGUGGCGACGUGGAUGGAUGUCUUCGGCAAGAUACUCCCAUUUAUGCAAGCCGUAUUCCUUCCGCUCGACCAAGAGUUCAAAGGAAGAGGUACUAUCCUGACCGGUCCGCUGAUGGCUGCUGAGUUCUGGGGCGCUCUUCCCAGCCACGACAGUGGCAGCAAGCUAUCUUCGUCUCCUUCAACCGGUGAAGGCAUUGACUUUGUGGUCGCCGCGGGAGAAGAGCUGGAGGUCAGACGUAUUCUCCUUAUCAGCUAUCGAGACAACAUCAUCUUACCAAGGUACGAAGUUUUGAAAUCGACGUUCUCCCGGCUCAGCCUCGAUAGUAUCAAUGCCUCACUCACGCAACAUGACGGCGGGAACCGGAAUCGCGGCAACAGCGGAGGGAGCGACCGACCGGGCACUGCACAAGGUAUGGAAUACGGAAGCUAUAAUUCACAGAGCAGCACGUUACUUGGUAGCAUGACUUCGGGCGGAAGGUCUCGGGCCACAUCAAAUCUUUCGGUGGUCAGCAAUCCUGCGCAGGAUGUGGCCUUCCAGUCGUUCAGUUCGCCGCCAGCAGCGAGACCUACCGAUAGCUCGUCCUCCCAAGUCACCGAGACGGUGGGGCGAAUGCUGCAGUGCCUGUCAGUGUUAUGCUCAAUCCAGUCGGGAGACGAUGCUCAAGCCAAGAUGGAGGAACUCAACAAGCAGCUGAAGCUGAACUGGCUGGGCCGUGGCCGGACUGGCAGAAAUCGCAAAGGAUUCGUCGGGAGCAGGGUCAGGCCGAUGGGUAGCGUGGGCUCUACGAUACGUGGGCUCGACCGUGAUGGGAGUCCGACGCCGACGCCGACCAGACAAGGGACUGUGAGCAGGCAAAGUGACGAUGCUGGCUAG
This is a messenger RNA of Cladophialophora carrionii CBS 160.54, 2478 nucleotides long. RefSeq lists its product as uncharacterized. Gene Ontology annotation, cellular component: TORC2 complex. The transcript has a single exon. Gene Ontology annotation, biological process: TORC2 signaling. Lineage: Eukaryota; Fungi; Ascomycota; Eurotiomycetes; Chaetothyriales; Herpotrichiellaceae. The record is from RefSeq and is a predicted model, not a curated record. Bases 1 to 2478 code for a protein of 825 amino acids.